UGGGCUCAGAGCAUGAGAAGGACAAACCAGUCGAGCGUCUCUGAGUUCCUCUUCCUGGGACUCUCCAGGCAGCCCCAGCAGCAGCAGCUCCUCUUCAUGCUCUUCCUGAGCAUGUACCUGGUCACAGUCCUGGGAAAUCUGCUCAUCAUCCUGGCCAUCAGCACCGACUCCCACCUGCACACCCCCAUGUACUUCUUCCUCAGCAACCUGUCCUUCGUGGACAUCUGCUUCUCCUCAACCACCGUCCCCAAGAUGCUGGCCAAUUACAUACUCGGGAGUCAGAGCAUCUCCAUCUCUGGGUGUCUCACGCAGAUGUAUUUUGUGUUUGUGUUUGCUGACAUGGACAGUUUCCUCCUGGCUGUGAUGGCCUAUGACCGCUUUGUCGCCAUAUGCCGCCCCUUACAUUACAGAGCAAAGAUGACCUGUCAGCUCUGUUUCCUGCUGGUCACUGGAUCAUGGGUCAUUUCCCACCUGAAUGGUCUGUUGCACACCCUGCUGAUGGCUCGACUCUCCUUCUGUGCAGACAACGUGAUCCCCCACUUCUUCUGUGAUGUGUAUGCCCUCCUGAAACUCUCCUGCUCAGACACACAGCUCAAUGAGCUCAUGAUUCUUUCUGAGGGUGCUCUGAUCAUGAUCACCCCAUUUGUUUGCAUCCUGGCUUCCUAUGUGCACAUCACCUGUGCUGUCCUGAGGGUCCCAUCCACAAGGGGAAGGUGGAAAGCCUUCUCCACCUGUGGCUCCCACCUGGCCGUGGUUUCCCUCUUCUAUGGCACCAUCAUUGCUCUGUAUUUCAACCCUUCCUCCUCACACUCAGCUGAGGAAGACCCCGUGACUACUGUGAUGUAUACAGUGGUGACCCCCAUGCUAAACCCCUUCAUCUACAGCCUGAGGAACAGGGACUUGAAAGGGGCUCUAAGAAAAGUGUUUGGCAGGAAGACAUUUUCUGUCUGA
Cynocephalus volans (Philippine flying lemur) is the source of this 951-nucleotide messenger RNA. Its product is annotated as olfactory receptor 1F1-like. The transcript has a single exon. Gene Ontology annotation, cellular component: plasma membrane. Gene Ontology annotation, molecular function: olfactory receptor activity; G protein-coupled receptor activity. Gene Ontology annotation, biological process: G protein-coupled receptor signaling pathway. The coding region runs from base 13 to 951 and encodes 312 amino acids. The record is from RefSeq and is a predicted model, not a curated record. NCBI's taxonomy places the organism in Eukaryota, Metazoa, Chordata, Mammalia, Dermoptera, Cynocephalidae.